Messenger RNA from Symbiodinium necroappetens, 258 nucleotides. The record is from the annotation of a GenBank genome assembly. Lineage: Eukaryota; Dinophyceae; Suessiales; Symbiodiniaceae.
AUGGUUGCUUUAGAGGAGUUCUUGGCUGGAUUUACAGAGAGCCUCGAGCAGGCUGGCAAACGACGUGAAAUCGUGCAGCUGCUGCAGCGCCGAGAUGUAAGGACGGAGGAGGCCGAGGCCAACAGAGUCCAGGCUUCCGGGCUCUUGGAGGAUGGGGCCCUCAAGGGUCAUCCUGUGUUGGAGUUCAAAGUUCGGCGAUCUCUGGGCUUGCCUAUGACGGUCCAGUGGACCAUCGACCAGGGAUUCGGGUCUUCGUGA